UGGCGCACUACUGAAAUGACUCCUCGUGGGCCAGACAUUUCAGAGGAUGUACUUGUUUCGGAGGGUACUUCAGACAUGAAUAUAUUGUACUGCUUUUUUGAGUAUCUGGGCGUAGAAUUCUGGGAGUUAGUAGCAGAGCAGAGCAACCUAUAUUCGGCACAAAAGCGGGAUUUAAAAUCGUUGAACACGAACGCUAUUGAAAUGAUUAAAUUUGCAGGCGUGCACUUGAUGAUGGGCAACCUCAAAUAUCCUCAAGAUCUAAAUAAGCCAAAUGCUGAUGACAAACUAUGGAAAAUAAGACCACUAAUAGACCCCAUUUUGAAGAGAUGCCAUAAGUUGUCACGGUCUAAGAAUAUGUCCAUAGACGAACAAAUGAUUCCAUUUUCAUGACGAUGUGAAUUUCGCCAAUAUGUGCCUUCUAAGCCAAAUCCUCUUGGUCUUAAGAACUUUGUACUGGCUGCCCGAGAUGGGCUGGUGUUGGAUUUUGACAGGUUUUUUACUAGUCUAAAACUGGCCGAGCUUUUGCUACAAAAAAAUAAUGGCAUUUUUCUGACUGGGAUAAAUGGACAGUUAGAACUUUCUGUCAUUUCCUUGACCUAAUUGCCGUCAAUUGUUGGAUUAUG
Messenger RNA from Bactrocera tryoni, 623 nucleotides. RefSeq lists its product as uncharacterized. The record is from RefSeq and is a predicted model, not a curated record. The coding region runs from base 16 to 390 and encodes 124 amino acids. The transcript is spliced from 2 exons. Lineage: Eukaryota; Metazoa; Arthropoda; Insecta; Diptera; Tephritidae.